AUGAUGGGUUUUGGUGUGAAGAAGAACGGAGGAACUCUCGGAAAACGUGGGGCAAGAACAGACGAGGGGUGUGCGAUGGGUGGUCAAACGAGAGCAGGGAUUGGCCAGUCAGACAUUCACAUGAAACCCCACCCGCUGCGGGUGAUGGGCUUCUGCAAAUCAGAUCGAUUGGAAACUCCACUUGUACACAUUCAAGGCUUAGACGUGGUUAACGCGAGACUUCCAUACAAUGUCUUCGAAACAAGGGAGAGAAUAGGGAAUUUCGACCCUCCUAUUGAUCCAAACCACGCCAAAGAGGUGGGCAAUAACGAACCAGAUGCUGUUGGAGCCGGGAAUGCCAUCAAACCAGCCUGA
This is a messenger RNA of Neurospora hispaniola, 354 nucleotides long. RefSeq lists its product as uncharacterized. NCBI's taxonomy places the organism in Eukaryota, Fungi, Ascomycota, Sordariomycetes, Sordariales, Sordariaceae. The transcript is spliced from 5 exons. The coding region runs from base 1 to 354 and encodes 117 amino acids. The record is from RefSeq and is a predicted model, not a curated record.